Molecule: messenger RNA, 378 nt
Organism: Aureobasidium uvarum
Lineage: Eukaryota; Fungi; Ascomycota; Dothideomycetes; Dothideales; Saccotheciaceae
Source: the annotation of a GenBank genome assembly
AUGGCUCACUGGGGUGGACGACACGGCACCACUCAGGUGGUCAUCGUCUUUGUCUUCCUUGUACUCGCCUUCAUCGUUCUGUCUCUACGACUUUUUACUCGAGUGAUCGUCACACGGAACCAUGGUCCAGAGGAUUGGGUCAUCGCAGCAGCAUUUGUAGAGGUUCAAAACGGUCAAGGUCUAUCACAAAGUAUGCUCUCGGCGGAUGACCUUCUAAAUCUACGAAAGGCCUUGUAUAAAGCAAUCCCAGUAUAUCUCGCUGGAUUGACCUUGACGAAGCUCUCGAUCCUGCUACAAUACAUGCGAAUUUUCAAAGAUAAAACAAUCCAAAGAGUCAUCAUCGGAAUGAUGAUCUUCGUCGCAGCAUAUGAGACUUAA